AUGGCAGACUCAGAAUCCACCGUUGCCCACAGCAAAGAACCAUCCUUCCUCGAGAAGAAAGAACCGGCCGAAAGCGUCAUGCCCUCUACAGCGCCGUCAAUGCGCGAACCAUCCGCCGAACCGUCAGCACUAGAAGAGAAAGAAGCGAAGGUCCAACCGGACGACAAAGCCGCAGAGCAGAAAUCCACAGCCAGCGCAUCCGACGACGACGAUGACGACGAUGAUUUCGAAUACCCCAAGGCGUGGAGGCUCGCAGUCAUCACGCUUGCGCUGUGUCUGUCCGUCUUCUGCAUGGCGUUGGACAACACCAUCAUCGCUACUGCCAUCCCCCGCAUAACAGAUCAAUUCAAAGCCCUAAACGACGUCGGCUGGUACGGAUCCAGCUACCUCCUCACCACCUGUGCGACCCAGCUUAUCUACGGCAAAUUCUACACCUUCUACUCCAUCAAAUGGGUCUACAUAUCCGCGCUCUUCAUCUUCGAGAUCGGAUCGCUGGUCUGCGGUGUCGCGCCGAACUCUACAGCUCUGAUCAUUGGACGAGCUGUGGCGGGUGUAGGAGCGGCGGGUAUCUUCAGCGGAGCGAUUCUCAUUGUUGCGAGCUCGGUACCGCUGAGACAACGCCCGACGUACAUGGGUGUGAUUGGCGGCAUGUACGGCAUCGCGAGUGUGGCCGGCCCGCUCAUGGGUGGCGCCUUCACAGACCACUUGAGCUGGAGGUGGUGCUUCUACAUCAACUUGCCCUUUGGAGCUGUUACCGCCGCUUUCAUCAUUCCGUUCUUCGAGGUCAAGCGCCGUGGUGUUAAGUUGGAUCUUCCGUGGAAGCAGCAGGUUGCGAAGUUCGAUCUGCACGGGACGGCGCUCUUCCUGCCGGCUAUCGUCUGCUUGCUUCUUGCGCUUCAGUGGGGAGGCAGCAAGUAUGAGUGGAAGAGUGGCCGCAUCAUCGCCCUUCUCGUCAUUUUUGCCGUACUUGCCACCGGCUUCGUUGUCAUUCAGUGGUGGAAGCAGGAGGAUGCUACCGUUCCUCCCCGUGUCUUCGCCAACCGGAAUGUCUGGGGCUCUGCUUGGUUCGGUGCCAUGCUCGGAGCCUCUUUCUUCGUUCUCGUCUACUAUCUCCCUAUCUGGUUCCAAGCCAUCAAAGGCGUCUCCGCCACAAAAUCCGGGAUAAUGAACCUCCCGGCUAUCUUGGGCCUGGUCAUCAUCUCCAUGCUCUGUGGCGGUCUCGUGACCGCCAUCGGCUACUACACGCCCUUCAUGCUGAUCUCCUCGGUCCUCAUGGCCAUCGGUGCCGGCCUGCUCUCGACCUUCGAAACCGACACCAACCACUCCAAAUGGAUCGGAUACCAGUUCAUCUUCGGCGCUGGCGUUGGCUUCGGCAUGCAACAAACGCUUGUUGCCGUGCAAACCGCGCUGCCCAAGGCCGACGUUGCCAUCGGAACCGCUAUAAUGAUGUUCAGCCAGACCCUCGGCGGUGCGCUGUUCAUCUCCGUCGGUCAGAACGUGUUUACGAAUCAGCUGAUCAAGAACUUGCAAACGGUGGUGCCCGGUCUGAAUCCCGCCAUCGUGCUCCAGGUCGGCGCGACGGAGCUCAAGAACCAGAUUGAGGAGAGAUUUCUGAGCGGCGUGCUGGUUGCGUACAAUCAGACGCUGACGCAGACGUUUUAUGUUAGUGUGGCCGCGGCCGCGAUGUCAAUCCUUGGCGCCGUGUUCGUUGAGUGGAAGUCGAUGAAGGGGAAGCAGAUACAGAUGGCUGCUGCUUGA
This is a messenger RNA of Trematosphaeria pertusa, 1758 nucleotides long. Its product is annotated as MFS general substrate transporter. The coding region runs from base 1 to 1758 and encodes 585 amino acids. Gene Ontology annotation, biological process: transmembrane transport. Lineage: Eukaryota; Fungi; Ascomycota; Dothideomycetes; Pleosporales; Trematosphaeriaceae. The transcript has 4 exons. The record is from RefSeq and is a predicted model, not a curated record. Gene Ontology annotation, molecular function: transmembrane transporter activity.